Molecule: messenger RNA, 2094 nt
Organism: Symbiodinium sp. CCMP2592
Lineage: Eukaryota; Dinophyceae; Suessiales; Symbiodiniaceae
Source: the annotation of a GenBank genome assembly
AUGGAGCAUUGCAUGACCAAGGUGUUGCUUGCUGGCAUCUGUGAGGUAUCGAAGCAGAUCCCUCCGGCCGCGAAGAGGGGGAUGAAGCACACUGGAGUCCGGAUAUAUGCUGGCGAGAUAAGCAUUGGCGUGGUCUUGAAAAGGCUUGAAGACCCAUUGUCGCCACCGGUUGCUCUUGAUCCGAGAGUACUCAUCAAAGCGAAGAAUGUGGCGGAGAGGUCGCAGUUGAUACAGGACCUCGCACAGUCGUGCAGUGAUGCGCUCGAGGAGAUCAUGAAGGAGGAUUUGGAAGGAUUCCUCAGGCAUCCAUGCACUGACGAGAAGUGCUUUUUGAGGCGAUUCUUCCCAAAGGUGGAGCAUUGCUGCCAUCGGGUGGAUUGUCCACAUCAUGAGCUACAUCGCCCGUCGCCUAUCAAGUCCGUCGUGGACGGGAUGAACAGGGAAGACUGGGGAGAAGAAGGACAUGUCAUGUCUCGUGAGGAGAUCGAUGAUUUGAUGCUUGAGGUUGGUGCAGGCGAUGCGUCUGAUGCGACGUCGCACAUGUCGUCAAUCUUGAAUCGGCUGUCUGCAGUCGUCGUUUUGGAGAACGCGUCGUCGCUGAUGAGCCAGUGCUUGCUCUCUCCGACGGAGGUUGCUGCACCGCACCUGUUUUGUUCGUCGUCGGUGGCAUAUGAGGCGAAGCCAUUCGAGAAAAAGGUCCCGGAAAUAUUCCAGGAUGUGGUGGGAUCAAAGACGAAUUGGGUAUGCCCUGCCAUCACGGUCAUGAAGGAGUUGCCACCACCAAAGGAUGAGCCUCGGACAUUCAAGCUCACGAGGAGUGAGAUGGACGUGAGGAAGUUCAUCCUCUGUGUUGCUCGGAUAUUUGGUCUCGACCAAAUCUUCUGCGACAUGGCAUGGGCUGCGGUAAUGUCAUUUGUAGAAGGUGGACCUCAUCUCCUUGUGGCGCCGACCGGGCGCAUCGCCUGGGCUGGCGCGGCUCCGAGCGGAGAACAUAGGGGCCCGGCUGCGACGGAUCAGAAAGGUUUCGAUGUCGAGCUCAUCGAUCAAACAGAGGCGCUCUGUGUGGCUGUGGCUGAGUCUGGUCGUGGUGCCUCUGCACAGGGGUUCCUGGCUGAGCCAGACCAAGUCGAGGAGUGGGCGAGCCAGUGGUGGUCCAAGCUGCAGCCUAUGAUCUGCGGGCCUUCCGGGGCUGUCUCAGUCUCCAGCUCCUUCGCUGCCAGCAGCUUGGACACGGUCAACGAGGUGCUGGACUGUGGGGUUGUGAACCAGCUGGCUGAGGAUGCUCGAGAAACCAGGCGGGACGAUGAAGCCGUGGAAGAGAUGCAAGCCAGGUACGAAGCGGACGAAGACGAGUACUACAAAGGGGUGGAGAAAGCGGUGGAACUUCACAUGGGGGAGGAAGAAGCUCGGCGAAGUCGGGAGUGGGACGACUGGGCGGUCUUUGAUGAGAAACACAACAAACCUCCCCAAAACCACAGGAAGAGGUUGUUCGUGCACGUGAACAUGGGAGUGACGAAUGGAGGCACGGGGGUGGAAAGGCGAUGGAAAGUUCCAGUCCUCCCGGGUCAACAGAUCCAUAUCGGCAUCCAGCAGGAGUCGGAGUCUGACGUGGAAACGAUUCCAGCCAGCAUGGAGGCUCCGGGGAGCGAGCCCGGAAAAGCACAUGGAGGGGCGGAGCAGACCCGGCAAGUGGACCUUGAUGUCACAGUCCCCCUCUCCUUCCCGGCCUUCCAGGAGGUGUAUGAACGUUGGAAAGCUGGCACGGAGAGCGAGGAAGCAAUCCUGUCCCGGUAUGGGCCUGCAACCCUGGACAUGAUGCAAACACAAUUGCUGGUUGCGAGCACGGACGAGCCUGGCCGCCAAGAUCGAGGGCAACCGAAUGGCGAGAUGCUUGCUGCGACCCUCCUGGAUGCUAUUUUGGACGAGUCGAACGGGGCGGUCCUUGAGGAGGCUUCGCAGGUCGGUCUGGAGGGUGUGAAGCCUGCAAUGGGUGCGGAUGAGCUCGGAAUGCAGGGGGUGACCGGUGAGUGUAAGGGCGACGAGCAAGCCGAGGGCAAGGUUGAUGGUGAGCACAGUACCGAAACGCAAGGGUGA